GGUUUUUUGUUGUUUUUGGUAAAUUUUCUCACUGAUAAGCCUUAUCAGUGUUUUUAAAAAUAAUUUUUGAAACCUAAAAUUGAGUUUUUUGGGAGAAAAAUGUCAAUUUUUGGUUUCAAAAAUUAUAAUUUAAUUACUAAAAAUCUAAAAAUCGCCCUAGCAGCGCCCACGUGGUGUCAAUCUGUCUCAUUGCGACUCAUCGCGAGAAAAUGCGGAAAAUUUUUUCAAAAAAAUCGUGACGUCACAGAGGCGAGAGUGCAAUAGAGCAGCUUUGCUGCCGAUGGCCGCAAUUUAUUUUUUCAAUAUUUUUCUGCUUUUUAUCGCAUUUUCAAUUGAAUUUCAGUAGUUUUCAGAUGAAUUUUUCGAAUUUAAUUGUGUCAUUAUGUUUAAUUCGUAUUUUACUUCAUACAAUCGACCCAAUUUUUCGUUUUUUCCGCUUAGUUUUAAGAAUUAUCGUGAGAGAACGGAUUGUUGGGCGAAUGAAGCCGUUUCAUAUAUGUUCUCGAUGAAAACGAUAAUGUUAAUAAGCUUUACAUGUACUUUUCGGUUCUAUACUUUCUCAAUCCGUCUUUUCCUUAUCUAACCAGCGUUUUUUUCAGGGUUUCGUCCGUUUCCGGGCCUCAGUGAGCGCGGGCAGAUCGGAGAGUUCGAGAUCGUCGAGAGAGAGUGAGAAGUUUAAGUAGCUCACACAGGCAACACGAUGCAUGGAAGUCGAAGAAUCACACCAAUCACAACCAGAACAACACGGCUCACCGUAUUGGAAUCACGAAGCCAAAGAUUUUCCUCUCCAUAGAAGGAAGUCGACGCCAAGUUCAUCAAGAACCUCCGCUUCGAGGUUCUCGACUUCCACAAUGUAAAAUUCCAAGACUACAACGUUCUGACCGAUCAGGAGCUGAGAGAAGGCGUCAAAAUCUUCAGCUAAUGGCCAACAAUUCCACAAGUCUAUGUGAAGGGAGAGUUCGUCGGCGGAUGUGAUAUUCUCAUUUCAAUGCACAAAGAUGGAGAGAUUUCCGACGAAUAUGGGAAACAAUAAAUGCUUUUUCAUGUUAAAAAUAAAAAUUUAGAUUUUUUUACUCGAAUAAAUCAUCCAGAUUGUAUUA
Caenorhabditis elegans is the source of this 1100-nucleotide messenger RNA. RefSeq lists its product as uncharacterized. The record is from RefSeq and is marked reviewed. Bases 705 to 857 code for a protein of 50 amino acids. Lineage: Eukaryota; Metazoa; Nematoda; Chromadorea; Rhabditida; Rhabditidae. The transcript has 3 exons.